This is a messenger RNA of Clunio marinus, 345 nucleotides long. Lineage: Eukaryota; Metazoa; Arthropoda; Insecta; Diptera; Chironomidae. The record is from the annotation of a GenBank genome assembly.
AUGAAUAAUAAAACGCUUCUUCUUCUUCAAACGUGUGUGUGGAGAAACGCUUUGAAGGUGACGUCAUCACCACGUAAAAUUAAAUCAACAGUUGUAAACACGAGUAAAGUGAAUUCAGAUGAAACUAAUACAUGUGGAAUGAAUAAAUCCACUCAUCCCACGAUGCUUGAGCUAAUAUUACCGGUUUUUAUCACAUCAAAUAGUCAUACAGUCGCUUGUUUGCCAACAACAGUUUUUGUAUUAAUCACCAAGUCCGGAUUUCUGGUUUUUAUUCACACCGUGCGCGUGAAUUUCAUAAAUGGUAUAAUUUUAUUUUUGCCAUUCACUACGAUACGAAAUAAUUAA